GAAGCGAGCUCCCAUUCCAGGCACGCGACCUGAAAAAACACAGGGUUGAAAAAAAGAAUAUACCGUAGAGUAGGGAACCACCUCGGUCCACACUCCAUUUCAGUAGGUGGCGGUAAUGCACACCAGAAGGUUGCUUGCCAACCGCCAUUAAACAAAAUAAGAGAAGAAGACGAAGAAGGCACGCGACUUGGCCACGCUCCCUCGUCCUUCGACACACCUGCAGCUGCAAUAAUGGACAAUCGUCAUCAGGUGGUGAAUGUAGAGCGCUUGCAGGCGCUGGAAACAUGGCUAAAAAGCACCGGCAUUAAGAUCCGACAAGUAAAUGGCCAGAGGAGAUUUGGCGGACCACCUAAGGAGUGGGAUGGUCCGACACCAGGACCUAACUGCGAGGUGUUCAUCAGCCACAUCCCUCGUGACACCUUUGAGAACAUGCUCAUCCCCCUCUUCAGCGCGGUGGGUCCGCUGUGGGAGUUUCGCUUGAUGAUGAACUUCAGCGGGCAAAACCGUGGAUUUGCCUACGCCAAAUACGCCUCAGCGGACAUAGCCAAAGAUGCAAUAACGCAACUUCAUGGCCACAAGCUGCAGCCUGGCGUGCAAAUUAGCGUCUGCAGGAGUACCGAGAAGAAGCAUCUCUGCAUCACAAACCUGCCAGCCAACACCAAGCCAGGCCACCUUCUUCAGGUGCUGCGUGGGCUGACAGAAGGAGUAGAGAGACUUUCCCUCACAGCAGGACCAGGAAUAGAUGGCGUUUCUGCUCAAGUCUGUUUCUCUUCUCAUCACAACGCUUCUAUGGCCAAGAGGAUGCUGGCAGAAGCGUUCCAGCAGCGGUGCAAUUUGAGGAUUUCUGUCAUGUGGAUGACGCACAUGAGAGGCUCAGAUGAUUCCAGUUUUGUGGCGUCACAACCAAACCUUCCAAGCAGCAUUGUCAAAGCCCCACCCAACUUAGCUCCGCCUCUCGGCCUGCAAUGCCCUUUGCCCAUCCCCUCUGAUUUCUGCAGAGCUGUGGGAGCACCCAUUGAUCGAAAAUCAGAGCGUGUGAAGCAUGUGCCAAUCUUGCCAGCGUCUCCACUGAUGCUCCUGCAGAAGUUGCAUUUCGGACGUCCACACUUUGAGUUUCAGUGCAGCCACGCAGGACCUGAUGGAUUCAUUCACUUCACCUACAAAGUGUGCCUCUCUGGUGUAGGCUUCAUCUUCUCAGGGCGGCUCGCGAUUCUGGCCGGACCCACGGCCGCUACCACCCUGGAGGUAGCAAAGGAAGCUGCAGCUCUUCAAGUCCUGAAGGCUAUGCAGUCUGCUGGCUUCCAUCUUUAGUGUCAUCUCUUGCUUUCUGCCUCUUUUAGAUUACGACUAUUCUACUCUGUUGGCUUUAUAUUUUUGUACCAUCCAUCCAUCCAUUUUCUACCGCUUGUCCCGUUCGGGGUUGCUGGAGCCUAUCUCAUUUUUGUUUUAUAUUCUUCUAGUGUGAUUUGAUGUGUAUAUUGUUCUUUUACUCUGUAUGCGUUAUAAUAUUAUUUUACCAUGUUUUAUAUUCUUCUUCUCUGCAUGCUUUAUAUUCUUCUAGCGUGAUUUGACGUGUUUGGUAUUGUUCUUCGACUCUGCAUGCUUUUUAAUAUUGGAGAACAAU
Nerophis lumbriciformis (worm pipefish) is the source of this 1624-nucleotide messenger RNA. It is a transcript of the gene dnd1, whose product is annotated as DND microRNA-mediated repression inhibitor 1. NCBI's taxonomy places the organism in Eukaryota, Metazoa, Chordata, Actinopteri, Syngnathiformes, Syngnathidae. Gene Ontology annotation, molecular function: RNA binding. The record is from RefSeq and is a predicted model, not a curated record.